This is a messenger RNA of Trypanosoma cruzi, 3123 nucleotides long. RefSeq lists its product as uncharacterized. Gene Ontology annotation, biological process: regulation of organelle assembly; positive regulation of early endosome to late endosome transport; regulation of cell shape. NCBI's taxonomy places the organism in Eukaryota, Euglenozoa, Kinetoplastea, Trypanosomatida, Trypanosomatidae. The coding region runs from base 1 to 3123 and encodes 1040 amino acids. The transcript has a single exon. The record is from RefSeq and is a predicted model, not a curated record. Gene Ontology annotation, molecular function: cell adhesion molecule binding; actin binding. Gene Ontology annotation, cellular component: cytoskeleton; filopodium.
AUGACAGAGGCGACAUGCCCGCAGUGGCUCUCGCAGGCGGAAUAUUUGCGCUGCCGCACCGACCCGUAUCGUGCUCUCGAUGCUGCUCAGAGACGCGUCAACGACAUCCGCAGGAGCAUCCUAGCGCUGCGGUCGUCCAUCAGGGCGCUGGAGGAUCACCCCGUCGUGCAGCUUGGCCGCGCCGCUCGGCACUUUGAGAAGCUGCGGGCGGAGCAUUUUGCGCUUGACGACGUCCACAGCGAAAAGCUGCAGCAGCGAACGGCGCUCAUGCGUAUUGCCGAUACCCUCCGUGAGGAAAAGCGUGUGUUGCUUGGGGAAAUCAACGUGGCGCGUCGAGGCGUCAUGGUGCAGCGGGUGGAGUGCGACGACAUCUCGGCUGCCUGCAGGCGACAUGAAAGGGAGCAGAAAGCACGUUUGGCGCUCCAGGAGGUACAGGAGGUGCAACUGGCCGCCCUGAUUGAGCAGGAACGUGACUGCAGCGAGCGUUUAGCAGCCGCUCGAGCCGAGUUUGAUGCACUGUCUUCUGCCGCGGAGCAGCACAACCAGCGGAUCUGCUCGCUGACGACCCUCCACGAGCAUCUCAGUGGGACCCGAGCGGAGCAGGAACGAGCUGCCGCUGCGCUGAGAAAAGAUGUGACGCAGCAGGAAGCGGAGCUGGCGGAGGUUUUGGCUGGCCUGUGGGACUACAAGACUGAGGUGUCGACGCGCGUUGUGGCGCUCCAGCGCUUGGCGCAGGAACGGCAGGAUGAGCUAGAGCGUGUGCGCCGUCUGAGUGAGCACGAGGUAGACACACUGGCGGCGCACAAUAAGGCGUUGGGUGACGCGCUGAAGAAGACGUCCGAGUUGCUGCUUCGCGUCCGCACGGAGUCGAGGACCUUUAAGGACACGACAAGAAAUGCGAUUGCCGACGGGCAGCUGGAGGUGCAGAAGUAUAUGGGCGUUGUGGAGCUGGUGAAGGAGCAGAAUUUGGGGCUUCGGAGUGCGAUUGGGCGCGCAGAGGAGGUACUGCGGCAAUCGACUCAUCACGCCGCUGAGAAGAACACCAUCAACAACAAGAGCCUUAUCGAACAGGCAAACCUUGUCAGCAAGUUGCAUAUGGAGGUUCAGUCAACACUGGAGGAAGUGCGGCUCGCUGAGGCGCAGCUCUGCUCCUUCUGUCGCGAGCAGCUAUCGGCCGGGCUGCCGUCACUGCAGCAGGACAAGGAGGGUGCAGCGCCACGACCAGGUGUCAAUGUGGACACAGGCCUGCCGUCGCCGCGUGGGAGCGUGGCCGAAACGUCCGACAAAUUUGUUGCGGUGCAUGGCGUUGUAGAGACGCGGACCGAAGAGCUGCAGGAAGUGUCUCGCCUUCGUGAGGCUCUCAAUGCGGUGAAUCUUCAGCUGCUGCGGGAGCGGGGCGAGCGUGAGGCGGAGCGUCAGCUGGAGGAGGACGACAGGCUGAGACGUGCAGCCGACGCGGAGGUCACGCAUCGCGCAGAGGAGGAGCGACGCCGGCUGAGCCAACAGGACGCCGAAAAGAAGGGUGCCGGUGAGGCGGCGCUGACGUACACGGUUCAGUUUGUGGACGGCACGAAGAGGCGCGUAGACGCCUUCCCGAGUGACACGGUGGCGGUGAUGAUUUUUCGGGUUGCCCUUCGCGCCGGCAUUGUGCAAUGGCGCAUGUUCUACCUUGCAGAACUUGCGGACGAGGGAACUGUGCUCGGUUCGGUGCACCGCUACCUGAGCCGCAGCGCCACACUGGAGGAUGAGGGCGUCACGCCGCAGACGGCUCUUCUCUUUGAGUUCAAGCACUAUAAACGGCCGCUGCACUGGGACGACGCUGUGGCGCAGGAGUUGUUUUUUCGCCAGUUGCAGCAGCACAUUGUGCGUGAGUAUUACCCCGUUUCGGAGGCGGUUGCGGUGCAGCUUGCGUCGUACGAACUUCAGGCGGUGUUUGGCGACUUCACAGCACAAAAGUCGCUUCUGUACUUUGACCGGGUGGGCCUUGAGGCAUACCUUCCCAUCUCCGUCUCGGCCCAUGAGUACGACUACUGGCAGCAGCGGCUGGCGACAAACCACCGACGGCGCGCCGGGCUGACUGCGACGCAGGCGCGUUGUGGCUACAUCGACGUUGUGAGCACGACGCCGUGGUGGGGCAUGACUUUCUUUGAUGUGAGGGACCGCGACAACUGCCCAUUCAUUGCAGGUGUGGCGGAGGACGGGUUCUAUGUUUUUAGUGCGUCGAAGCAGGAAUGCCUCGACGCGAUUCCGUUCCCUGACCUUGUCGGGUGGGAGCGUUGCCCCGCGGGUGUUGUGAUAAGGCGCCGCGGCACUCACACGAUGACGCUGUACGCCACGAGCCAGUUGCAGGCGAAGGAGCUCGUGGACCUGCUGAGCGAGUACUACAUGCUGCUCCCCCAGCGGGUCCGGGAUGGGAUGCGCAUUGACGUUGGGGAUUUGGAGACGGUAAGUGCUGGGCUCGUCAGCCCGACAGUGUUCGAAUUUCCAGUGGUCAGUCGUCCGCACCCCGCACCGUACGAAUCGCGCGUGGAGUGCAUGAAGGCGGCAUACAUGUCGUACUGUGCGGAAGUGGAUGAGCUGGGGCAGCAGCACGUCCCGGCGGCGGCGCUUCUGCGCGCGAUGGAUCGAGCCGUGGACGAUGGCACGGCGCUGGACGCACUGGAUCUUGCGAUGGCCGACCCUCCCGUUGACGACCGGCACUUUGCUGUUCUCGCCGAAAUUUUAACGUUUACGCUCCGCGAGUACGAACCCCCUGAGAAGCACGAGGGGUGGAAGGAAAACAUUGCCGUCACGGCGGUGCUGCUGGCACAAGCCUCGGUGGAGCGACAGCUCCUGACGGCGUCUUCUGUGCCGACAAUUGCGAAGGUGAUCGCGCUUUUCCCCGCGCUGCAGACGCUUGACCUCUCCUACAUUCCGCUGGAUACGACGUCGGAGCAGCUUGGCGGUGCGCUGGCCAGAGGUGCAAAGCAGCUGCGGCGCCUGGUUUUGAGGGGCUGUCGCGUUGGCGCGCGAGCGCUGCAGUCCAUUUUGGUCAUUUUUGGUUCCCAGAAGCCGAACGCUUUGGAGCACCUAGACCUCGAGGACAACUUCUUGACGCACGCCGCUAUACAUCCCUUUUUGUGA